Sturnus vulgaris (Common starling) is the source of this 469-nucleotide messenger RNA. RefSeq names its product regulator of cell cycle RGCC-like. Lineage: Eukaryota; Metazoa; Chordata; Aves; Passeriformes; Sturnidae. Gene Ontology annotation, biological process: regulation of cell cycle. The record is from RefSeq and is a predicted model, not a curated record.
AGCGGCCGCCAUGGCUGAGGAGCUCAGCGAGCUGCUCAGGGAGUUCCACGAGGUCAUGGAGGACUUUGAGCGGGGCCCUGCGAGUCAGUACCAGCAGCACCUGGAGGAGCUGAAGAGGAAAGCGGGACAGAGCGUGUAUGACAGUGGCAUCGAUGAGCUGGAGAGUGCCAGCACGUCCCCAGGAAGCAGCCUUAACUCCAGUGAGGAGCACCUCAACACCCCGGCUGACACUUACCCCACCAAAGCAAAGCUUGGAGACACGCAGGAGCUGGAGGAGUUCAUUGCAGACCUGGAUAAAGCCUUGGAGGAGAUGUGAGCCGUGGAGCCUGCAAGGAGCAGCCCUGAGUGUCCCCGAUGCUGCCUCUGCUUCUGCACCCCAGCUGGGCUGGGGACAGGGACGGGCACUGGGGACGGCUCCAGCCCUGGGACCGUGGUGACAAAGCCCUGCCAGCGCCAGGAGAGGACAGUC